This is a messenger RNA of Peromyscus leucopus (white-footed mouse), 1633 nucleotides long. RefSeq names its product thymus, brain and testes associated (gene Tbata). The transcript is spliced from 11 exons. The record is from RefSeq and is a predicted model, not a curated record. Bases 377 to 1465 code for a protein of 362 amino acids. Lineage: Eukaryota; Metazoa; Chordata; Mammalia; Rodentia; Cricetidae.
GUCACAAAGGUUUGCGCACAGUUCCGACAAGCCUUACCCUUGAUUAGUCUUCUUCUCCAUUCUGGUCAGGCACCAGGGGCUUCUGCUCAUAUGCUGUAGUGGACAUCUUCCCGGCAGGUGGAAGAGGGACUUCCAGAUGCCCUGUCUUCAAGCAUGAAGCAUCUAAGCACUAGGAGAACCCAGCCCUUGCCAUCGAUGAUACCUGCCUGAAGCUUCCUGAAGAGGGAGCCCUGCUCACUGUUUUUAGACAAAAGACUGUCUGUUCCAGUUUAUGCACCCGCCACCAGGCCACCAGGCCACCAGAGCUGUGCCACCCAUCGAGGACCCUGGCAUUAGGAUUCUAGCCUAAUUUAUCUCUCUCAUCGCAGACCCUGUGAUGAACACGGAGGUGAAAACCCAGUUGGCCGAGCACCUGCUAGAGAGUCCAAAGCCAGAGCCCGAGAAGAAGCCAGAGCACUUUUCAAGGAGCCACGGGGAUGCUGGGUUCCAGAAAGAACCUAUGGUCCCAGGCAUCGUGGAUUUUGAGUUGAUCCAAGAGGAGCUGAAGAUCCCCAAGCCCCAAACGCCCAGUGCCUAUCGCUUUGGACGUCUCAGCCACCAUUCCUUCUUCUCUCGACACCACCCCCAACCACAGCGUGUGACGCACAUCCAAGAUUUCACCGGGAAGCCCGUCUGCGUGGUCAGGGACGAGUUCUCUUUGGCACCCUUGACUCAGUCUGCGCUCUUAUCUGGUUGUCUGAUGGCGAUGCCCACCAUCUCUGACCCCAUUGGGGACCCACAGUCCAAUCGGAACCCCCAGCUUUCUUCUGACACCUGGCAGAAGAAUCUAAAGGACCUAGCUUCCCGAGCAUUUACUAAGGAGAUCGAGCCAAGGACCAAUGAGCCUGGUGCCGAGCAAAGGAUCGAGCCUGGAAAGAAAGCCUUCCAGAAGGAAGAGCCUCCUCUGAGGGAGCAGGGGGCAAAGUACUCAGCUGAGACCGGUAGGCUUAUUCCAGCUUCCAGCCAAGCCCUCGGCCGCCGUGGCCACCAGGGGCAGCGGGGCCACUCUUCUGGCAGAGAUGGAGGAGUCCAAGCCUCCAUUCUGCAGGACCAGGACCUGCUGAUCUUGGAACUUCUUUGUCAGAUUCUACAAACAGAUUCCCUACACGCUAUCCAGUUCUGGCUGCUCUACGCUCCACCAAAGGAGAAAGACCUGGCACUGGGACUUCUGCAGACAGCUGUGGCUCAGUUAAUCCCCCAGCCCCUCCCUUCCCUCCCAGAAGAAAAUCUCUUGAGUCAACUCCAAGAGCUUCAAGAACCUCAAGAGACACAACAGACAACCUACAGUCCGUCCCUGAAGAAGACAAAGACACCACCUUUAUCCAAGGCAGAAAAACCAGAGUUCGUGGGCAAAGCCCAAGUCCUCCGCGUGCAUUCCGACGAGGACUCGGAGGAGAAAACGACCAAGACAAAGGCCGAGAGCUGAGAAGCACAGCCCAGAGCAUUGAGAUGUCUGCCUAGCUCAAAGGCAGCUUCUAAGCUUAUGAAGGGUGGGGCUCCUGUCUCACUAUGUCAACACCAGCCCCUGGUCUCCAGCCACACUCUACUAAAUAAAGUGCUGCCUUCCCCGGAUGAGGACAGUUCUACCCUCCCA